AUGAAGGACGCCGACUCCUUAGCAGGCGGCAAGGGGCGAGACGGCAAGGAGGCGUCGUGCUCGCUGGUCGGCGUUGUGGAGCCGACCGUCUCACUGGCGCCGGAGGCCAGUGAGGACUUCCAGGCCAUGGCGGCAGCUGUGCUGGCGAACCCGGCGGUGGUCCUGCUCGACGGCGGCUGCUCCCACCACCUGAUGGGGUCGAAGGAGGUCUUCGUCGACCUGCAGCCGAGCGGCGACGUCAAGCACAAGCGCGGCUUCAACAGGGUGCUGCAGGACGUCCAGGGCCGGGGCAUGGUCGCUUUGCAAGGGGAGGCCGUGAGGCAGGUGCUGAUUCCUGAUGUGCUCUACGUCCCGGGCGUGCACGCGAAUCUGCUGUCGGCCGGCCAGCUGAAGGAGAACGGUAUGAAGCUGAAGGAGGACGGCGACGGGAUGUUGCUCGUCACGGCGGCAGGGGACGUCCUCGGUCGGGCGUCCUACACUGGCCGGGUCCUCUGCACCGACCUACGUCCCUGCUCGACGAAGUCGACGACGUCCUCGACGGAGGUGGUGGCCCUGCGGGCGAUCGUCUCGGCGACGAAUUCGACGCCGGACUGGCUGCAUGCGAGGCUCGCGCACGUCGGCAUGGGCACUAUCCGGAUCUCGGCGAAGUACGAGGGCUCCAACGCUGAAGACGUGCUGGCCGUCGUGCACAUCGACUUGUGCGGGCCGUUCCGUGUAGCUGCAAAGAAUGGCAGCUUGUACUUCUUGCUGCUGAAUGACCGCAAGACCCGCUACGUGUGGGUGAGGCCGGUCGCCAAGAAGUCAGACGUGCUGUAG
Messenger RNA from Closterium sp. Naga37s-1, 816 nucleotides. NCBI's taxonomy places the organism in Eukaryota, Viridiplantae, Streptophyta, Zygnematophyceae, Desmidiales, Closteriaceae. The record is from the annotation of a GenBank genome assembly.